UGCAGGUUUCAGAGGACGGUGCUCGAUCUCUCUGUGCAGUGGAGGUUUGCCAAGCUGCCCAACAAUGCCAAGCUGGAGAUGGUGCCAGUCUCUUGUCAGCGAGCAGAAGCGGAAAACACAGUGCGGAUUGCACUGCAGCUGGAUGAUGGCUCCCGUUUGCAAGACACCUUUCACUCUAGUCAGACCCUGUGGGACCUUCUCCAACAUUUUACACAAAGCAGGGAGUUUGUGGAACAGCCCCGUGACUCUUUCCCAGUCUGUAUUUACAUGCGAGAUGAGAUAGCAGGGAGGGAUGCCCUGGAGAAGACAACACUGAAACUGCUUGGCCUGACUGGAGGCAGCGCCAUUAUCAGGGUUGUCAUGAAGAAGCACAGUUUAUCUGGCCAGGAGGAGGCUGUGGAUGCUGCAGCCCAAGCGAAUGAGCCUCCACGGAGGUCAGUCUGCACCGAAGGAGCUCUGGAUCUGCCUUUACUUCAAACAAACACGUUCCCAAAGGACUUGGACCACAGAGAUGUGUCUGCCUCCUUAAAGAGCUGUACGGAUGAGCAGCCCAAUGCCUUGGCCAGCUCAGGGGGGCUGCAGGCUGCCACAGCAGCUGUCCCCUUCGUUCCUUUCUCUGGAGGUGGGCAGUGUCUUGGAGAGUCUCCUGCAGCUGCAGCAGUUCCGGUGUCAGACAUGCCAUCCUCAAAGCUGCCAACGUCUCUCUGUAGUCCUGGAGGCCCUUCUAAGCCAAAAAAGACCAAGACUAGCCAGGGACAGCCAAAGGAGCAUGAGCAGCUGCUGGAGCGGGAGCCAGUCGUGUGCCACCUAGACCUGCAGCCAGCGCUGCCUCCUGGCCCAAAGGACUUUCCUGACGAGUUCUUUGAAGUCACGGUGGAUGACGUGCGGAAGCGCUUGUCCCAGCUGCAGAGCGAGAGGAAACGCCUGGAAGAGACUCCCUUAAUGACAAAGUCCAUGAGGGAAACUCAGAUGAAGGAGAAGCUGGAGCGUUACCCAAAGGUGGUGCUGCGGAUUCACUUCCCAGACCGCCAUGUUCUGCAAGGUUUCUUCCGCCCCAGUGAAACAGUUGGUGACCUGAGAGGCUUUGUGAGAGGCCACCUUGCAGAUGCGGAGCUGCCAUUCUACCUGUUUAUUACACCUCCUAGGACCAUCCUGAGUGAUGAGAGCUUGACCCUGUUUGAGGCAAACCUCUUCCCAGCUGCUCUCGUUCACUUUGGAUCUGAGGAGCGCAGAGACUAUUUCUUGAGACCAGACCUGCUCGAAUCUGCUGUAUCCCCUUCUGCAGCUGACUUGUUAGUAGCCAGAUGUCUGUCCAAAUCUCUCGUUCCUUCUGCACCAUCAGCUUCAGUAGCAACUUCUCCCCUGCCAGCCGGGCCGGAGGAGACUGCGGAUGAGAGAGGGGCUGCAGAGCAUCCAGAGCCAGCAGAAACCUCUGUAGCCCCACAGCCAGUGAGAAGGACCCCUGGGAAAGUGCCAAAGUGGUUGAAGCUGCCAGGUGGGAAGAGAUGAAGGACUUGGGCCCCUUGACUAGACCGAAGCAGCAGAAGGUGUUGUGCUUCUUUCUAUGGGAGCUGCUUUAGUCUCAGUGAGAAGUGGCUGUUGGAUCUGGAGAGACUGGACCG
This is a messenger RNA of Gavialis gangeticus (Gharial), 1622 nucleotides long. RefSeq names its product ASPSCR1, UBX domain containing tether for SLC2A4 (gene ASPSCR1). The record is from RefSeq and is a predicted model, not a curated record. Bases 79 to 1509 code for a protein of 476 amino acids. The transcript has 14 exons. Gene Ontology annotation, molecular function: protein binding. NCBI's taxonomy places the organism in Eukaryota, Metazoa, Chordata, Crocodylia, Gavialidae.